Molecule: messenger RNA, 570 nt
Organism: Beta vulgaris subsp. vulgaris (sugar beet)
Lineage: Eukaryota; Viridiplantae; Streptophyta; Magnoliopsida; Caryophyllales; Amaranthaceae
Product: serine/threonine-protein phosphatase 7 long form homolog
Exons: 1
Coding region: 1-570 (189 amino acids)
Biological process (GO): meristem development; meristem maintenance
Source: RefSeq, a predicted model, not a curated record
AUGGAGGCAGGAGCCCAUACAUUUCAUUUGACUGUUGGGGAGGCGACGAUUACUUUGGAGGAUGUCGCUGUUAUCCUUGGACUUAGAGUGCACGAGGCACCUGUUACUGGUCGAGGCGAGGGUAACUGGGCUGAAUUAGUUUUCGAGUUGUUAGGGAUUUGGCCCAACACACCGGAGAACGAGCCCAAAGUUCUCCAGGGUUCGUCUUUGAGAUUGGCAUGGCUUCGGCAACAUUUUUUCUUGUUGUCGAAUGAUGCUGAUGAGUUGACAGUACAGCGAUUUGCCCGGGCUUACAUUCUUGCGUUGAUGGGGUCCAUUCUUUUUGCCGACAAGAGUGGAGAUGCAGUCCAGGUUCUUUAUCUCCCACUUUUAGCUGAUCUCGACGUAGCAGGGACAUAUAGUUGGGGUAGUGCGACCCUUGCAUACCUGUAUCGGCAGCUAUGUCGGGUAUCACAGAGGGGUGCGAGGGAGUUGUGUGUGUGUGUUGUUGUUACAGAUUUGGGCAUGGGAGCACAUACACAUUGGCAGACCUCGGAUUUCGAGGGUGCGAGACCCACCUCAAUAGUUUGA